Molecule: messenger RNA, 660 nt
Organism: Leptopilina heterotoma
Lineage: Eukaryota; Metazoa; Arthropoda; Insecta; Hymenoptera; Figitidae
Product: trypsin-like
Exons: 5
Coding region: 1-660 (219 amino acids)
Biological process (GO): proteolysis
Molecular function (GO): serine-type endopeptidase activity
Source: RefSeq, a predicted model, not a curated record
AUGAUACUUGAAGCACCCUUCAUGGCAAUAAUAUUGGCUGAUGAUUCGUUUCAAGAAUACCCAUUUAUGACAGGAGUAAUAAUUUCAAAUCAAUGGGUUCUAACGACAGCAAAGGUUCUAAAACUACAAGCAGAUAAGCGAUUGAAAAUUUUAACCGGUGUGAGUAACUUAUCUUCUUUUGACGAAGGAAAUGUCAACAGUGUUCUUUAUUGCAAACUGCAUCCACAAUACAAUUCAGAUGAGAUCUAUAACGAUAUUGCGUUAAUUAAGCUGGCAAGACCAAUUGUUUUUAAUGAAAAAGAAGGAAUGCUUCCUUUAAUGUCACUAAACGAUGUUCCUUAUCCACCGAUGCAUUAUAAUAGCAAAAGAAGAAAUUUAACUGUCUUCAACUAUGGAAGUGCUCUCGAAAAACAAUAUGGUGUUUUGAAGAAAAAUGUCAUUGGUAUCAAUACUGGAGUAGUCAAUUUGAGAGAAAGCAUUUUUGUAGCCGCUCAAAGAUCGAUACCAACUUGUUAUGGUGACAGUGGAAGCCCCGCGAUUGUAGAUGGGAAAUUGGUUGGACUUUUGAUAAUUGAGGAUCGUUGUAACCACAAUUUUCCAAAUGUAUUUGUCAGUAUUUUGCACUACUACGAUUGGAUAAGACACGUAAUUCGCUAUUAA